Messenger RNA from Varanus komodoensis (Komodo dragon), 1469 nucleotides. It is a transcript of the gene GPR160, whose product is annotated as G protein-coupled receptor 160. The record is from RefSeq and is a predicted model, not a curated record. Lineage: Eukaryota; Metazoa; Chordata; Lepidosauria; Squamata; Varanidae. The coding region runs from base 127 to 1269 and encodes 380 amino acids. The transcript is spliced from 3 exons. Gene Ontology annotation, cellular component: signaling receptor complex; plasma membrane.
CUUCCAAGCACAGUUCUGAUGCCUACGGACUGAAGAUUAGGAAACUCAGACUUACUGGGGGUCAGUGGGACCUUUUUCAGGGACCGUAUCUCAAGAAUUUUAGACUACACUGCAUCAAGCCCUCAUAUGCGAAGGACUUUAGAGCACAUGUGUUCUCACUCAGUUUAUUUGAUCUUCAUGUUUUCAGUGGGGAGGCAGAAAGGUAUGAGCUGGAGUUGGAAAAUAGCACUCACCUUCCCCACAAUUAUGAGUGUCAUCUUCUGUGAGAAUUGUUCCUUUCUGUAUCUUCAGCAUGACCACACCUCCCAACCUUCUGAAGCUAGCACAGCUCUUCUGCUUGUUAUGUUGGGAAAAGUUUCACUCAGUCUAUUUCUGCUGCAAUUCAGAAAACAGAAUUUCCGUGAGAGUUUUUUGGGCUAUUUUUGUAUUUCACUGGCCUUUUUUGACCUGGUACUUCUGGUCACCAUGUCUUUUAUUUCCUAUUUUCAGAACUUUAUGCUUUUGGGUGUUCAGUUUACUGAGUAUCACAUCUGUCUUUUGACUCAGAUCAUUUCCUUUACCUAUGGGAUCUUACACUAUCCUGUUACUUUUUUGGCUGGCUUGGAUUAUUACUUUACAAUAACUCAGACUUCCAGGCAUUUUAAUUUGUGUCAGAGACUGCUGUACGCAGGUGCUGUUGUCUUCACGUGGAUUUCAGUUCUCUGUUACAUUCUGAAUUUCCCAGGCCAUACCAUAGGGCUUGAUGUCAACACUUAUAAUCCUGCAUAUCAGUGUCCGUUCUACAUCAGCAGUCAGAGUUACUGGCUCUCCUUAACUAUACUGUGUAUCUUAUGCCUAGGCCUUAUUCUCUGUUGGUCAGAAAUUGUGGAUAUGGUACAAUCAAUUAAGGUCAUUUCCUUUGAGAAGGAGACAGUUUUCUUCUUCCCUUAUGUGGCUGAGUACAGUCCUAGAGACUCUGCAAAGCAUCUUUUGACAAGACUUCUAAUCUGCUUUAUGGGCACUUGGGUGCCAUUUGUUAUCCUUCAAACACUCAUUGUAUUGCUCAGCGCUCAGAUUCCUGCCUACAUAGAGAUGAAUGUUCCCUGGCUUUAUUUUGUCAACAGCUUUCUUAUUGGAAUUUCGUGCUGGGCAAGGCGGCAGCACAUUGAACUGCUAGAAGAGCCGUGGGAUGUGGAUCCAUUUGUCACUUGGAAAUUCUGCUUUGUCCCUUUCAACUACCAAGGUGCCAAUGGAGCCCCAAAGCCAAGUACCAAAAUUGUAAUAUGCUAGUAAGCUACCAUUGAAGACUACUGAAAAACUUGUGUUAUUUUGUUAUGUUUGUGAUUUUAACUGAGGGAACUUAGUUUGGUUGCGGGGGGGUGGAUUUCAUCAGUGCAUAAUUUUGGCAUGUGUGUGGUGGAGUGCUGCACUGUUUUCCCAGAUGGCCUCCCAGUACAGGUAUUUAUUUCAAAAUAAAAUAAUGAAAACUU